AUGACCGCCAAGCCAACCACCAUCCACGUCCUCGGCGCAGGCACGCCCACGCCCACACCCACCCGAUUCGGCUCCGCAUUCGCCCUGCAGAUCGGCGACGAGCAGAUGAUGAUCGACUGCGGUCCCGCCGCCACGCACAAGCUCGUCAAGGCUGGCCUCUGGCCCACCGACAUCGACUACCUCUUCUUCACCCACCACCACUUCGACCACGACAUCGACUACCCCUGCUUCCUCCUAUGCCGCUGGGACCAGAGCACCGGCAAGGAGAACACCCUGCAGGUCUUCGGCCCUACCCUCACCGAGCGCAUCACGCACGGCAUCCUUGACGAGAACGAGGGCAUCUUCGCCCACGACUGGAAGGCGCGUGUUGGCCAUCCCCUCAGCCAGCGCAUCCACCAGAACCGAGGCGGCGACCUACCACGCAAGCCCCCGCACGUGCUCGCAACCGAUCCCUUCCUUGAUUCCCUCGCAUACCGCUUCGACACCCCCGCAGGCAGCGUCGUCUUCACCGGCGACACUCAGCCCUGCGACUCCGUAACCGAGCUUGCGAAAGACGCCGACCUCAUGCUCUGCAUGUGCUGGGACGACCAGGAGAUCAUGGACGCCGACGGCGAAGCCCCCGGUCAGUGUGGCACUCUUGACGCCGCGCGCAUGGCGCAGACAGCAGGCGUAAAGCGCCUCGCACUCGUCCACAUCGGCCCCCACCUGUCCCAACACGGCCCCAUGGAAAAGGGCAUCGGCGAUGUCCGUGAAAUCUACGACGGCGGCAUCCUCUUCACCGACGAGCUCCAGACGAUUAGCCUAUAA
This is a messenger RNA of Geodia barretti, 807 nucleotides long. The record is from the annotation of a GenBank genome assembly. NCBI's taxonomy places the organism in Eukaryota, Metazoa, Porifera, Demospongiae, Tetractinellida, Geodiidae.